GAGGAGGAGGAGGAUGAAGAUGCGUGGACGCGGCUCAGAGAAGCUCAGUACGCGCUUUUAGGCCACGGGUGGACCGGAGCAUCAGGUCCAGUCUGGAUUCUGAGCUGUGGUUCUGGAUUCUGGUUCUACAUCUUCUCCUGGAGCCGCUCCUCCAUCUUCAUCAUCAUCGGUUGCUGAGGUUCGUGGAUCCUGCGUGAGCGCGCGUGCCUGUGGCAUCUAUGCACGUGAACCUGGACUGUGCGCGUGAUGACGAGUACAGAGGGGGGGGAGGAGGGGGGUGGUGCUGUCGUCACCCGCCACCGCCACACCUGGAACGAAGAAGAGGGGGAAGAGGAGGAGGAGGAGGAGCCGCAUCCUGAGGAUGAAGGAGGAGCGGAGUGUCCCGAGGGCCGGAGCUGCGGGACACGCGGGGACACGUGUGCGGGACACGCGGGGAAAGUGAGCACAGCUGAGGAUGAAGAUGAGGAAGAGGAUGGAGCCGCGGGAGGAGGAAGAUUGUGUAAGAUGCAGGCGAUGACUUCAAACUGCUGUAGCAGCGACAACUGCAGUCCGACCCCGAGCUGCAGGAUCUGCUUCCAGGGCGCAGAGCAGGGCGACCUGUUGAACCCGUGUCGCUGCGACGGCUCAGUGCGUUACACUCACCAGCACUGUCUGCUGAAGUGGAUCAGCGAGCGCGGCUGCUGGACCUGCGAACUCUGCUGCUAUCGCUUCCACGUCAUCGCCAUCAACAUGAAGAGGCCCUGGCAGUGGCAGUGGAUCAGCAUCACUCUGGUGGAGAAGGUUCAGAUCAUCGCUGUGUUCCUGGGCUCUCUGUUCCUGGUGGCGAGCAUGUCGUGGCUGCUGUGGUCAGCGCUCAGUCCUCAGGCCGUGUGGCAGCGCCGUGACGUCCUCUUCCAGAUCUGCUAUGGCAUGUACGGCUUCAUGGACCUGGUCUGUGUUGGCUUGAUUGUCCAUGAGGGGGCAGCAGUGUACAGCGUCUUCAUGCGCUGGCGAGCUGUCAACCUGCACUGGGACGUCCAGAGCUAUGACAAGGCCGAGGACAUGGAGGAGACGAGCACCGCUCACUCCUCGCCGGCCCCCAGGACGCUGUGGUUGCCCCUGGCGACCUUUGGCCCCAGUGGCCCCUCACACUCCACGCAGCUGGGGCCGCGGCCGUGGAGCUGCUGCCUCUGUCCUCGACUGCUGCCGCGGAGUCGCCUGAGCCAGGACAGCGGAGAGGGCGAGGUCGUCAUACGUGUGACCUCAGUGUAGCACCCACACGCGCUCACCCUCACCCGUUCAAACACACACACACACACACACACGUUGGACA
Solea senegalensis (Senegalese sole) is the source of this 1312-nucleotide messenger RNA. RefSeq names its product membrane-associated ring finger (C3HC4) 11 (gene marchf11). Lineage: Eukaryota; Metazoa; Chordata; Actinopteri; Pleuronectiformes; Soleidae. Bases 247 to 1251 code for a protein of 334 amino acids. Gene Ontology annotation, molecular function: zinc ion binding; ubiquitin-protein transferase activity. The record is from RefSeq and is a predicted model, not a curated record. Gene Ontology annotation, biological process: protein ubiquitination. The transcript has 4 exons.